This is a messenger RNA of Mobula hypostoma (lesser devil ray), 6924 nucleotides long. RefSeq names its product eukaryotic translation initiation factor 4 gamma, 1a (gene eif4g1a). The transcript is spliced from 35 exons. Gene Ontology annotation, molecular function: protein binding; mRNA binding; translation initiation factor activity. The coding region runs from base 418 to 5262 and encodes 1614 amino acids. NCBI's taxonomy places the organism in Eukaryota, Metazoa, Chordata, Chondrichthyes, Myliobatiformes, Myliobatidae. Gene Ontology annotation, cellular component: eukaryotic translation initiation factor 4F complex. The record is from RefSeq and is a predicted model, not a curated record.
ACAGUCGCAUUAUUGUAACGAGGAUAACCAUUUGUUGGCAGAAGCAAGCGGCGGCUCCGCUGGCCCAGGCGCUGUCACGUGCCCCUGCCUUCCUUUCCGGAGCGCUAGAAGCGGAAAUCCCCGAAAGUAGCCGAUCGUCCGGCUUUGCGGACUGAGGAGGAAGGGCAGAAGAAGGGAAAAUCAAACGCCUUCAAGCAGAAGAGCAGCGAGUACUUCCCGGAAUUGAUAGAAGACCAGCGUCAAGCACAGUACAGCAUCUGGACCUUUCAGCACAUCCAGGAGUCCUGAGGCCAUUUGUAGCAUUUCAUCUACCACCUCAGUUGACGUCAGCUAACUUGAGUACAGAUCAGGGAUGGGAACUUUUGGUCUGUGUGGAUUUCACGACAAAUAGGGGGUCCACAUGCUGUGCCACAUGAAAUGAACAAAGGACCCCAACCUAUUGGAGGACCUCCAUCUGCCCCACAUCCCCCCCCUUCUGGAAUAGCCCAGACUGCCUAUCCCUCUGGCCAGACAACUGCUCCAGUAGUUUUUGCACCACAGCAAUCUCCACAAAUGAACACUCAACCACAGCCACGCCAGCAAUACUACCCAAGCAGAGCCCAGCAGCAGAGUAAUGCUUCCAGGGUUCAGAGUAGUGCAACGACUCGACCUGUGGCCUCUGCUACUCAUGUCUACCAACCUGGCUCUCAGGCUAUUAUGAUGAUGACAACGCAACAGAUACCUGCAUAUCAGUCACAAGGACCUUAUUAUGUUCCAAGCCAGUUUCGUUCUUCAUUUGUACAGCCGACUCAGCAGUAUCCUGUUCCACCUGGAACUGGAUUUUAUUCAAAUCCAAAUCCUGGAGAGUAUCCUUAUGGAACCUAUUAUCCAGCAACACAGGGAGUGCAACCAUAUUCUGCACCAGUGGCACCUGCCACUGUUAUGAUAAAUCCUGCACAGCCACAAAUGCCUCCAAAAAGAGAACGGAAGCAGAUCCGGAUUCGGGAUCCAAACCAGGGUGGAAAAGAUAUCACAGAAGAGAUUAUGUCCGGAGGAAGAUCCGGUUCUACUCCAACACCGCCACAGUCUGCAGGAAGUUUAGAAGGAGGUGGUGCUGUACAGGCAAAUGGGGAAAGUCCUCAUCCGGUAGCAGUCGUCAUCCGGCCAGAUAAGCCAAAGUCUCCUGUUGUGAUAUCUAAACCAUUAGAAGAGCUGAACCAACUUGAGAAAUCUGUUUCGCCUGAAAUUGUAGGAGACAAAUCUGAAAAUAACACUAAACAAACAGACUCUGAAGAAGUGCAAGAAACUCCAAUCACAGAGCCGGAGGACACUACAAACAUUGCAAUAUCUUGUGAUGUGACAGUAACAGAUUCUACGCCACUUGAUGGCGGUGAUGAUGAAAUGAACCCUUUGGCAGAACCUCCUACUUUGCCACAUGUAGCUAAAGAACUGCAGAAAAGUGAAACAGAGGUACAAGAGCUACAGAAAGAAGAAGUGAUUCCAGAUGAAUCUUGCACGAAAGUCUUGACAGUUGAAAGUAAUGGUUUUACGCCAACACAGGAAGUUGAGCCUAAUCAAGAAUCUGAGCCUUCACUUGAACCCUCACUUGAACCUGUAAUGGAUUCACCCAUUGCACAACCUGAAGAACCAAAAUUGACUAAUGGCCUAGAGCCUUCAAAAGAGCAAGAAUCAGAAGUUUCAGAUGCUCAGCAGGAAUCUCAUAUUAGUCCCAUUUCUGAGCCUGAAACAUCAAAAUCUAAAGAGAAUGAAGAAGUCUUGGUAUGUCCCAAGGAGAAAGAGGAGAAGGAGAAAGAGAAAGAAGAGAAGGAGAAAGAAAAGGAAGAGGAGGAGGAGGACUCUGUAGAAAACCAAACGCAAGAUCCCUUGCCAUCAGCAGCUGUGUUAUCACAGACUAAUGACAAUUCUAUGCAAGCUGCAGCUGUAUCGGUGCCAAAGAAGAAGAGGAAAAUGAAGGACUUAAACAAGAAAGAGGCAGUUGGAGAUCUGCUUGAUGCUUUCAAAGAGCCUCAAUUCAAAGAGCCUGCUGCUGAGUCUGCUGCCCAGCCUGCUGCUGUACCGACUGAAGCGGCUGAACCAAUUGCUCCGACUCGUGAUGAACCAGAGGAAACCUGGGAGGAGAAGGAGGAUAAGCAAGAUGUAGAAAAUGUCAAGCCAGAUGGAAUUAAGUUGUCGGAUCAAAAAUACCAAUAUAAAGAAGAAAAUUGGAAGCCACUUAAUCCUGAGGAUAAGAAGAAAUAUGACCGUGAAUUUCUCUUGGGUUUCCAGUUCAUCUUUGCUAGCAUGCAGAAACCUGAAGGUCUGCCAGCAAUUAGCGAUGUUGUGUUGGAUAAGGCAAACAAGACACCACUUCGUCCUCUUGAGCCAAGCCGACUUGCCGUGAACUGUGGACCAGACUUCACUCCAUCCUUCGCACAAAUAGGACGACAGCCGAUUGGAAGAGGACCACCUUCAGGUGUGGGCCCACGAAGAUCUCAGCCAGGCCAGAGAAAGGAACCUCGUAAAAUUAUUGCAACUGUAUCCCUAAAUGAUGACAUACAACUUAAGAAAGCAGAACAUGCUUGGAAACCUUCAGUGAAAAAGCAACCUGAUGAGGAUGACCCAGAGAUGAUAAAAACACAGGAGCUGUUCCGUAAGGUCCGCAGUAUUUUGAAUAAACUGACACCGCAGAUGUUCCAGCAGUUGAUGAAACAAGUUGCAGAAUUGACAAUUGAUAAUGAAGAAAGGCUAAAAGGUGUUAUUGAUCUGGUGUUUGAAAAAGCAAUCUCAGAACCAAACUUCUCUGUUGCCUAUGCCAACAUGUGCCGCUGUCUUACUACUUUGAAAGUACCAAUCCCUGACAAACCUGGUGCAACUGUAAAUUUCCGUAAGUUGCUCUUGAACAGAUGUCAGAAGGAGUUUGAAAAAGAUAAAGAUGAUGAUGCUGUAAUAGACAAAAAACAGAAGGAAAUUGAUGCUGCAACAACGUCUGAAGAGAAAACUCGUCUCCAAGAGGAGUUAAAGGAUGCCAGAGAUAAAGCCAGGCGACGAUCACUAGGCAAUAUCAAGUUUAUUGGUGAACUCUUCAAACUAAAAAUGUUGACAGAACCUAUUAUGCAUGACUGUAUAGUGAAGCUGCUAAAGAAUCACGAUGAGGAAUCACUAGAGUGCCUAUGUAGGUUGUUAACUACGAUAGGCAAAGAUUUGGAUUUUGAAAAAGCCAAACCUAGGAUGGAUCAAUAUUUUAACCAAAUGGAAAAAAUUAUCAAAGAAAGGAAAACUUCAUCUAGAAUUCGCUUUAUGGUACAAGAUGUAAUUGAUCUGCGACAAAAUAACUGGGUGCCUCGAAGAGGUGAUCAGGGACCCAAGACAUUAGAACAGAUACACAGAGAAGCUCAGAUAGAAGAGCAUCAACAGCAUUUAAGAGUACAACAGCAGCUGCUGUCUAAGCAAGAUAAAAGGAGAGGUGGUGGAGGUAGUAGUGGUAGUACAGGUGGUAGAGGAAGUCAAGGAACUGAUGAAGCAGGCUGGAAUACUGUACCGAUUGCCAAAAGCAGCAGGCCUAUUGAUACCAGUAGAUUAAGUAAGAUCAGUAAGGCUGGGGUUAUGGAUUACAACAAUCAAGUGCUAGCACCUGCAGGUCGACUUGGUGGUUGGGUUAAAGGGAGCAGUGGUGGAUCUGGAAGCAAACCUAGUGAUGCAGGUGUGGAUUCAGGACGGCCAGCCACAGCCACAUUGAAUAGAUUUUCGGCUCUCCAGCAGUCAUCGUCCACAGAUAAUGUUGAUGCACGAAGAGUUGUAUCCAGGAGUAGUUCAAGUCGUGAAAGAAGUGAAAAAGGUGAUCGUGAACGAGGAGACCGGUUUGAAAGAAGUGAACGUUACGAGAAAAGUGAGAGGAGUGAUCGGCUUGAACGAAUUGAACGCAGUGAAAAGGGUGACAAAAGUGAUCGGAUUGAGAAAUCUGAGAAGAGUGAUCGCAACAGACCUUCACUUACCAAGAGAAGCUAUAGCAAAGAAGUUGAUGACCGAAGCAGGGAAAGAGAACGACGAAACUCUCAAGAGCCAGUAAGACGUGUAGCCAGCAUGACCGAAGAGAGAGAUAGAGGACAUGCCAGAGAUCGAAGUAAAGAGCCUGUUAAGCUUGAACCAGUCUCGCUAUCUACAACAUCUGAUAAACUUGCUCUCUCUGAGGAAGAACUUGAAAAGAAAUCCAAGGCCAUCAUUGAAGAAUAUUUACACAUUAAUGAUAUGAAGGAAGCAUUGCAAUGUGUGCAGGAACUUGAGUCACCCAAGACAUUGCACAUCUUCGUUCGAAGUGGGGUCGAGUCAACUUUGGAACGAAGUGCAAUAGCAAGAGAACACAUGGGAAUGCUUUUGUAUCAACUUGUAAAAACUGAUACCCUAUCAAAGCAACAGUAUUACAAAGGGCUAAGUGAAAUCCUUGAAAUAGCUGAAGAUAUGGAAAUUGAUAUUCCACAUAUAUGGCAGUAUCUUGCAGAACUAAUUGUUCAUAUGCUACAUGAUGGAGGUAUACCAAUGGCAGAACUUUUCAGGGAAGUGGCCAAGCCUCUUGUCACCAUUGGGAAAGCUGGGCUUCUGCUUGCUGAUCUUUUAUGUUUACUUUGCAAAGGAAUGAGCCGAAAGAAGGCAGGUUCUUUGUGGAGAGAUGGAGGACUGAGUUGGAAGGAAUUCCUUUCUGAGGAAGAGGAUAUUAACAAAUUUGUCACUGAGAAGAAAGUAGAAUUUACUCUGGGAAAUGAAUCUUGUCACGAGGGAACACCAAGCAAAAUGGAAAUGUCCUUUGAUGAACUCUGUGAACAGUUUGAUAAACUGAUUAAGGAGAAAGCUGAGAACCAAAGAAUAUUUGACUGGAUUGAAGCCAAUCUAGAUGAAAAGCAAUUGAUUUCUCCACUCUUCAUCAGAGCAUUAAUGAAGUCUAUUUGUCAUUCGGCUGUUGUAUUUGAAAACCCUGUUCGUGUAGAUACGGAUAUCAUCCAAAAUAGAGUAAAAGUCCUGACAAAAUAUCUGAAUUCUGAUCCCCAGCGUGAGCUACAAGCACUAUAUGCCCUCCAGGCCUUAAUGGCCAUAUUAGAACAACCAGCAAAUUUACUAAGGACAUUUUUUGAUGUUUUGUAUGAUGAGGAUGUUAUAUCUGAAGAAGCCUUUUACAAAUGGGAGUCCAGUAAAGACCCAGCAGAACAACAAGGAAAAGGAGUAGCUUUGAAAUCUGUGACAGCUUUCUUCACUUGGUUAAGAGAAGCUGAAGAAGAAUCAGAAGGCAAUUAGAAGUAAUUAUUGACAGAUAUCAGUCAUAUGAUGAAUCGCAUUAGACAGACGAGGACUGUCCUUUGAAUUUUUGCACAAUCAAGUGCUUGGUUCUGAGAACAUCUAUUCAAUAAACCCUUGAUACUGCAAGGUUUUAUCUAUUUUUUAACAUCAACAGUUCAUGUCUAACAAAUAUAACAAUUUAGAAAAAAAAAUAGGGCUAUUGAGAUGGUCCUGAAAAUUAGGUGGAGUCAUGGGCAUAGGAAAGUGGCGGGAAUUUUUGAUUUUUAAACUAGAAUGGUGGAUACCUUGGUGUUAAAUCACCAACGAUGCAAACAAAUUUGGGAAUCCCAGGAUAUAUCAACUUGGCUUCCCUAUGCUAGAUUUUUUUUGAAGGGUAGGGUACACAGGCCAUUGGACUCCUGUUCUUAUGCCUAUGAGUUGUAUAAAAAGCCUUGAACAAGCCUGUAGUGGAUUUUAAAAAUCAGUAAGAGUUUAACAGUUUAAUUAGACAAAAAGUAAAACAGUACAGUUCCUAGAUGAUUCUACUUAAUGUAGAACAGUUUUAGGACAGUUCUGUAAAUAAAUGUUUUGCAAUAUUGCUAAUGUAAUGCCAUGUUAUUUCUGCUGUCUUUGAUAAAGUGCAGCAGUGUCUCUUGUAUUUAUAGAAUUCCUGAGUUCAUAAGGUGCUUGUAAUUAUCAACAAAAAAGAAUCCUUCAUUGAUUACAGUUUAAAUGAAUGUGUAAAUACUUUUGCUUUAUUAAGUAUUUAAUUAAAAAUUAAUGCCUCUUUUCACACCCGGAACUGGAAAAUAAAGAACAUAUUGCAAAGUCUCCUACUUUUGUUUGUAGCAGGAUAACUUUCUCAGCAGAAGCCUUCGCCUUUGGAAUGGUUCUGUGGCUCCACAAUAUGAAAAUGGGUGUUCCUAGUGGUUGGUUGGGAUCGAAACUACCCUGCAGAUUAUUCAAAAAUUGUGAUUGGUUUCAAAUUCACCUUUAGCAAAAUGAUGUUUUUACUUCCCAAAGCUAUAAAAUAAUGCAGAUAUUUUCCUUUGCAUAUUAGUAAUGGGAUGCAGUGUGUUGAUCUGAGAAAUUAUAAAAGAUUGCUUAUAUUAGCAUUUUGUUUUGGUUGAAGCUGGGGAAAGAUGCUGGAAUUUAUAUAGCUAUCUGAGUCAUUUAUUGAUAUUAGAGCAAGGAGCCUCAAUGGAAGAAAGUAACUAUCUGCGCAAAUUACUUUUUGUUUCUCAGAUCAUUAUAGUAGCUGUAUUGAACCUAGUUGCUGGCAAGAAAUGCUUGCACUAUAAGUCGGCUGAGCAUUCUGUUUAAAUUACUCCUGAUUAUAAAGUCUGAAAAGGCAAAUUACCUUCUAAUGUGUAUGCUGUUAAUUGUUUUCUUAAAUCUCUUCGAAAUGAAAAUAUUGCCCAGCAACCUUGUUAUAUCAAGAAUAUAGGGUUCAAAGUCUUGCCCAAUGGUCCUCUAACUGUAGAAGUCCUAGAAAAGCAAUGGCCCUUUUUGUUUGUGAAUUUUAAAUAGAGAUGGUUCAAUACUUGUGUGAUUGAAUUUGCAUGAGAAAUACCUGGUUUUUCAUCCUCAUUUUCUAUUUUCUGCUCAUAAGCUCCUUGCAGUGGCCUCAGCUGUUUAAAGCUUAGUGUUCCAAUAGGAAACAAUAAAUCUAAUAAAUAU